CAGUCGACCUGCAGGGCAGGACAGUGCAGAAGUUUCCACCCUCAACCUCUGCCUGUGCAGAACAAAAGACUUUUUUACUGCGCGGUGACCGCGCAGGGGUGAAAAAUUAUGCAGGUGAUCACCUCUGGUCUAUAUAUAGUUAAAAGUUUACUUCUAAAAUAAAAAGGUACCCUACCAACAUCAAAGGUUAUUGCUUUGGCAAAAACAAGAAAUGAAUAGAAACAGAAAGCAUUACUAUACUUUUUAUUGACUUAACCCUGACGAACGAUAUAAAACAGAAUUAUUUUUUCUUCAUAAAAAUUACUCUCAUCUUAGUGAAUCAUAUCAGUAGUAGAGUAAAUAAUCAUAAUUUAUAAAAAUAAUUGAAAUGAGAUUUCUUGUAAAUGGUGCAGCUUUAUUUAGUUUGUCACCAGAUGUUAGAGAUAACGUUCUAAAUCCAUGUUAGAGCACGUUGUGUUAAUAAAAUAAUACAAAUAACAUGAAUACAAAAGGCCAUUCACGAAAUUGAAAAUGAAAAAGUUAAAAUAUAUUCUCACCUAUAAAAGAAACAAAUUUCUUCAUGUGAAUAACGCAAAAAAAUAAAUGCGAAAACCUUAAGUGACGUAACGCAAAACAUCGUUACAAAGAUGAAAUUAUUGUAAAAUUCUGAAUAUUCUACAAAAAGUGUUAUACAGAAUUUAUGCAUUAGCUGACCUUUUUACAAAAUUCUUAAUGCAAGUCGCUCCUUUUUGCGUUAUUUUAAUGUUUAACGCAGAAGUGCUCUGAACGGCCAUUACAUGGGCAACUAUGUCGAGAGGAAAGUUACGAGAAAGCUGUCUCGAGAACUGCACGCAUAGUAAGGGCUUGUCCAGGUUUCCAAGACUUGGACUUUUCUGUAAAAAAAUAAGCGAUUGCAAAAUAAGUUUCUUCAUUUUGUGAACUGAGAUGCAUGUUCCUAUCUCACGAAAUUCCUACGUUCAUGAAAUUGGUUCAGCGAGAAGCAGAAAUAACGUAUGAACUGUGAAAUAAAGAUUAUACCUAUCUGUUUGUUUAGUAUCGAAGUUCACAUAAAUGCAUGUAGAUUCACAUCUGUUGGGCUAGCAAAUGUAUAAAAAACUCUACUCGAUGGCAGGAUUCAGAAACCCAACAAACAGACAAAAAUUGCAGGAAAGCAUAAAAUGAAAGUAUUUCUCUGACAUAGAGCGUACUCAGUAUCUUGCACUUAUAUCUGCAUAUUAGACAUGAUCUAACACGUUUGAGAUCCUGAUGCUUUUUGAAAGAAAUGGAAGUCGAUGAAGCUGAGAGAAUAUUCAUUUGAACAAGAGAGAGGAAUAUUAAUAUCAAAUUGAUUCGUUCUUAAUGUCACGAGACAAUGAUCGAUAGAAAAGAUUAUUUCUAGUCAAAAGUAAAUAGAUGGACUCUAAAACUUAGCGAGACCCAAAAAUAAUUUUGUUCAAAAGAUUUUGUCGUAUUCUGAUGUGGAUUUCUACAAAACGGUCGUCACAUCUCAAGAAGACUUUUCCUUCAAUCACAGUCAAAAUCUCCUCCUCUCACCAUCUACGUCUCAAUAUCUUCAUGCAAAAAGACGAUUCUUCGUUUAUGAUUUGUUCCUCUUAAUAGUUCUCAAAACAAGAGCCUCCAUUAUAUCCUUCAAAACUCAAGUUUUUGACUUGCUGAUAGUUUUUCAUUUUGUUUUUGAUUAAAAAAUGACUUCCUAUAUCUGUGAUCAUUGCGGCAUACUGGUGCAGUUUCAACAGUGGAACAGUCAUAAGCAUGGGUGUCAAGGACAGAAUCAAGCAAACAUUACUGUACCAUACUGUACAGCAUCACCCUCUGCAGUAAGGAAUGUUUUUUCUUUUGCUCUUACUGUAUACUUUUCACCCCAUGUUAAACAAAACUAAUGUAGAAUGAUUUUUUAAUUUUCUUAAAAAAUAGACAGCAAACAGAGCACCAUCAAUAUCAUUGUGUUCUUUUACUCAGCAACAAGUUUCAAAUAGUUUAACUCCGGUAUUUCCGAUUUCCUUACCAUUCAAUCAACAAACAACUGAAAUUGGAUAUUAUAACCCUUAUCUCGCACCACAACAAACGGUUAAUUCGACGAAUUCAUUAAAUAUUUUCAAUUCGUUAUUUCAUCUGCUUGAAGGUGUAAGACUAAAUAUGAACGUUGACGGAUUCAACAUAUUUAUACAAAAUUUUUCUCAAACACUUCGACUGAUAACGAAUGAGAAUGUGCAGGAGUUUGUAAAUACAUUAAAUAGUGUUGUUGCUGACUUCGCGGUACCUACACUGGUCAAUCAGCCUCAUGUAUCACAAUUAGAACCAUUAUCAUUAAUCAGCCAAGGUUUUAGGCAUACAAUUUGUGAAGCACAAAUGAAUCAACAACAACAAGAUGUCCAUUAUCGUCCAUCCAAACGAUCAAGAACACGACUGAAGAAUGAUGGUGCCGAAUAUUUUCGUCAUUACAGUGAUGAUCACAUAAGUAGUCAGAUGCUAGAGACCGCAUCAACGACAUAUAAUACAGAACGAUUAACUUAUGGAUCAAUUAAUCAAUUGACAUUUGCUGCUGAUAUAGAACCUACGUAUGAGGAGAGAUAUAUAUCAGACAUGCAAACGAAAGAUAAAAAUGGUGAUAGGCAUUUAAAUCCAACUUGGUUACGCAGUACAAGUGGAAAUUAUUUACGUCUUUUUUUACCAUCAAUAAGUGAACAAUUUUUGAAGGCUGAAAAAAAAGAUUUAUUUAUCGAAAUUUGUUGUCUUACUGUUCUACAUCAAGAUACACAUCAGUAUUACAUACAUCCAAAAAGAAUACUUGAUCCCGAAUAUCGUCGCGGUAACAGUGAUGUGCCAAAUACAAUGAACCCAAUAUAUAUUCCGAUAGAAGUAGAAGCUGUUAAAACAACUAAUCCAGGAUCGAUUGAAAUUAAAAUGUGUCCAAUAAGAACAAAAAUUUCUGAAAUGAACCAUGCAGCAGCCAAAGAUCAACCACUGUUAAUAUUUUCUAUAACAGGUCAUCUUCCAACAAAUGUUUCAACACCAAUUUACAAAAAUUCUCAACAAUUUCAAGAAGGAUUUCAAUUAGAUAAGUGCCAUUAUACGUUUACACUGGUUACGAAAAAUGCAGAUGAACAAGUAACUGGAUGGCUUACACAGUCUUUGAUAUCACAAGAAUUACAACCUACUCAUCGAUGGUACGAAAUGUUGACAUACUUGUACGCAUUCUCAUAA
Didymodactylos carnosus is the source of this 3204-nucleotide messenger RNA. NCBI's taxonomy places the organism in Eukaryota, Metazoa, Rotifera, Eurotatoria, Philodinida, Philodinidae. The record is from the annotation of a GenBank genome assembly.